This is a messenger RNA of Pteronotus mesoamericanus, 1125 nucleotides long. It is a transcript of the gene SOHLH1, whose product is annotated as spermatogenesis and oogenesis specific basic helix-loop-helix 1. Gene Ontology annotation, cellular component: nucleus. Lineage: Eukaryota; Metazoa; Chordata; Mammalia; Chiroptera; Mormoopidae. The coding region runs from base 1 to 1125 and encodes 374 amino acids. The record is from RefSeq and is a predicted model, not a curated record. Gene Ontology annotation, biological process: spermatogenesis; regulation of DNA-templated transcription. Gene Ontology annotation, molecular function: RNA polymerase II cis-regulatory region sequence-specific DNA binding; protein dimerization activity; DNA-binding transcription factor activity, RNA polymerase II-specific. The transcript is spliced from 7 exons.
AUGGCGUCGCAAGGUCCCCAGCCCAAUGCUGGGAUUCCGAAAGUCCCCAUCUCCAGGGGAUGCGGCAGCAGCUCAUCCCCGACUGGCGCCCAGUUCCAGGGCAAGGACCCUAUGGGGGACUCGGGCCCAGUCAAGACCCCAGCAGUGGCGGAGGGUCCCGCCUCCUGCCUCCCUCGGAAUGUGCUCAGCGAGAGGGAGCGCAGGAGGCGGAUCUCAGUGAGCUGCGAGCGCCUGCGGGCCCUUCUGCCGCAGUUCGAGGGCCGGCGGGAGGACAUGGCGUCGGUCCUGGAGAUGUCCGUGCAGUUCCUCCGGUUCGCGGGCUCCGCGGCGGCCAGUGGGGAGCAGCAGGCUGCGCUCGGCUCCCCCGCGGAGGCGGUGUGGCACACGUGGCAGGAGGACGCCUUGCAGCUGGCCCUGGCGAGUCAGGCCCUCGCAGGCGCACCGGACCCUGGGACGGGAGCACCCGCGGCCAUGUCCGUGCCCCCCGCGGGCGGGCUCCGUGGGGGCUGCUGGUGCAAACUGCUCAAGCCUGCCUUUGUCUUUGUACCACCCAGGCAACAGGCCCCGCUGAGCUGUGUGACCGCAGGCAUGGACCGGGGCAAGGCCCCCACGGUGGGGGCCGAGGUGCUGAACAGGCCGGCGGCCUUCCCUGGGCCUUCCGGUCUGGCGCCUCAGAUUCCAGGCCCAAAUCCCUCCAAGGCCCUGAGGCCGCCCCCAGCCUGGCCUCCCUGCAGUCGGCAGCCGGCCUCCCCACCAGUGAGCGAAGGGGCUCAGAGCUGCCUGGGCCAGGCUGGGCCCCUGACCGAGGGCACUGACCAGGCUGUGCCACCAGGCACCAGGUCUGUGCCAGGGUGUGACGUGGACGGGCCGUCCAUCCCGCUGACCGCCAGUCCUGACUGGUGGCCGGGGUCCCUGGAGGGCAGAGGUAGCAGUGUCCCUGCUUGGGCCCCGGCCAGGAGCGGCCCGCUGGACAGGACGGAGCCGGGCUUCCCGGCGGACCCUGAGCCCGGCUCCCAGGAGCUCCCAGACAGCGCCCCGGAGACGUGGGGCUGGGAGGCGGGCUGCGCCAGCCUGGCCCUGCGGGACGAGGCGGACAGCAUCUUCCCUGACUUCCUGGCCUACUAG